Eruca vesicaria subsp. sativa (arugula) is the source of this 660-nucleotide messenger RNA. The record is from the annotation of a GenBank genome assembly. NCBI's taxonomy places the organism in Eukaryota, Viridiplantae, Streptophyta, Magnoliopsida, Brassicales, Brassicaceae.
AUGAAUCUCCCGUCAUCAACUUCCAAUUCAGCCAAUACGACGUCGAAUCCCCCAGAGAUAUGCGAGAAUUGCCGCAGCCAAGACUCGUGGAUCAUACACCCCGCACGUUACCGCUCCAUCUUCACCUUCUUCUGCACACACUGCCUCCUCCGCAAACACCCGGCGUCGUUUUGCCCCACCUGCUUCUCCUUCUACGACUCCUCCCCUCCGCACCACUCUCGCCGCGUCUCCUGCUCCGACUGCGGCUCCCACACACACAUCCACUGCGCCGGAGGGGAGGCAGUAUCCCCUCCCUACCGAUGUCCUCCUUGCCGUGACCCUGACUCCUUCUCCUUCUUCCGCCCAAUCAUCGACGCAAACGGUGUUCGCUGCGUCGAUAAAUCUCUCUCGGAAGUGUUUCUAUGCGCCGCGAAGAUCUCCGCGGCUUCGAUGAGCAAAGCGGUGAACUUUGCUAAAUGCGAAGCUGAGAGGAGAGGGAGAGAGGCGGCCGUGGCGAAAAUGAGGGCACGUGAGGCGCUCGUGGAUGUUCUUAAGCUUGAUGAGAAGGCUAAGCUUGAUCGAGAUCAGAAACCAAACGUGAGUCAUGCUUCCACUAAUUCGGUUCAGGUCAAGAAACAGAACACUUUGGUUCAGUUGGAUAGAGUUAAGCAGGAACAUUGA